CAGACUUGAAGCUUAGUUGAAGACAAAAGUAUCAAUUAUGAGGUUCCUUCUUCCAAUUUCGAUCUUAAUUAUCACAUCAGCAAACUGUCUAGUAAUUGACUGUGACUACAAAUCAACAUGGGCUGGCUACACUUGCGUAGUUCAAAAUUUAAUCAGAUCAUCACAAAGUGACGUGACUGUAACAGCAGUGAAUGGAAAUCAUGCAAUAGGAAAGUCCAAAUUCAAUGUAGCUGCAAUUGAUGCACGAGGACUCUCAGUUCCACGAUUUUUUGUCAAUCUGAACAGAUUUUUACCAAACUUAGAGACAGUCUUGAUUGAAAAAGGAAUGACUGAGAUCCACAAAGAGGAAUUGGCUCAGUUUCCAAGCUUAAAAAGGCUUUACUUGAGCAAUAAUGAGUUGCAAGUCAUUGAACCUGAUUUAUUUAAAUUUAAUCAAAAAUUGGAGCUGAUUUUUUUUGACAACUGUAAAAUUAAGUCAGUCGCUAGAAAUGUUUUUGAUAAAUUAGACAGCUUGACGUAUUUGGGAUUCAAUAACAAUCCAUGCUACUCAGGACAUGUUGAGAAUAAUCGUGGACAAGCUUUAGAUUUAGCUGCAAAGAUUUAUGAAAAUUGUGGUUCAUCAAUGGCAACUUUUAGUGGAUAUGGAAGCGAAUCUUGUGUCGCAAAGAAUGAUUUUGGAGAUUUCAGAGUGGAAGUGAGAAGAAAAUUUGAGGAACUGAGUAAGAAAUUGGAGCAGCUGAUGGAUGAGACUUCAAGAUAUGUGAAAAUAGCUAAGGAAAGUUGCGAUACUGAUUAAAUUCAAAUAUGUACUCAAUUGCCAGACAGCACUAAACCACAUCUACAGAACAAAACUUCAACAAGCCCAUCUACAACACACACACACAGCUUAAAAUCAAAUCCAAAAAAAAUCAGAAAAAAAUAAAAAAGGCACUUUUUGGAUUGGAGGCCCGAGCCAUAAAAAAAAAUCUACAUAAAUUAAACACCAUAAUAUUGAUUUAAUAAUUUGUUUUUCACACUUUUCUGACUGAUUAAGUGAGCAUCAUUUGCAUAAUCACCGCAGUGCGAUCUCCGUUGAGUCUUAAACCAAGCCUUAAAAAAUAUAAUAUUAUUUCUGUUGAAACACACAGCAAACGAACGACGAACGAUAUGAAAAUGAAGAUGAAAAAAAAAAUUAUUUAAAUAUCGACAAAUUUUUUAUUUUACAUUCGGGUCUGUUGUGCUGUGUGUGCGGAGGAUUUAUCAAUAAAAAUUAAAAUUAAACGAAUUUUUUAACACUUUCGAUUGCUCUUCAUCUUGAUCCGCUAUGUGUGGUUCGCUGACUCGCCUUCGAGAUUGGAUUAUUAGUGCAGGGUUGGAGAGCAGAUUUUGG
Messenger RNA from Chironomus riparius, 1369 nucleotides. The record is from the annotation of a GenBank genome assembly. Lineage: Eukaryota; Metazoa; Arthropoda; Insecta; Diptera; Chironomidae.